UUAGCGUCAUGCGGGAGCAAAGCGUACUCCUCUCGUGACGCUUCGGAGUACUUGAAUGCGUAAGAGUUCUGCUGAAUUAUGGUCUCUCAUUCAAUCGCUCUGCUACUGUUGUGGUCCGUGUUCAGAUUCGCAGCGUGGUGAUCGGAGUGAAGCCUCAGCAGCCAUGGAGCUGACUUGUAACGGUCCAGAAAUGUCUUUAUCAACCAUGAAGAGACUGUCGAUCUUGCAAGGCCAUUUGGAAUCGGGGAGUUCCGUUGCUUCUACAACGCUUGAAGCAUUCACUGUAUCAGCUGAAAUUGCACCGCAAUUUUCAGGGGGAGCAGGAAGUUUGACGAUUGUAGACAAUCGAACUGGGAAGAAGUACGAGAUUCCCAUCAGUGAAGGUGGGACAGUUAAGGCCACAGACUUCAAGAAGAUUACCGCUGGUGAGGAUGGAAAUGGACUCAGAUUAUUCGACCCAGGAUAUCUUAACACCGCACCAGUCCGUUCAAAAAUUUCAUACAUCGAUGGCGACAAGGGUAUAUUGAGAUAUCGAGGAUACCCUAUCGAGGAGCUUGCUGAAAAGAGUUCCUUCACUGAGGUUGCUUUUUUGUUAAUGUACGGAAAUUUACCGACGAAAUCUCAGUUGGCUGAUUGGGAGGCUUCUAUCUCCCAGCACUCUGCUGUUCCAGAAGGAGUGCUGGAAGUACUAGCUGCGCUGCCACAUGACGCUCAUCCCAUGGGAAUGUUGGUAGGAUCCAUUUGUGCUCUGUCUUCUUUCCAUCCAGAUGCCAACCCUGCCCUACAGGGUCAAGAUUUGUACAAGAACAAAGCUGUGAGAGACAAACAGAUCGUGCGCGUUCUAGGAAAGGUGCCAACGCUUGCAGCUGCCGCAUAUUUGCGAAUGGCUGGCAGACCACCAGUGUUGCCAUCGAACCAACUUUCGUAUGCGGAGAACUUUUUGUACAUGCUAGAUUCACUGGGUGAUAGGAAGUACAAACCUAAUCCAAGACUAGCCAGGGUUUUGGACAUACUUUUUAUAUUGCAUGCUGAACAUGAAAUGAACUGCUCUACAGCUGCUGCCCGUCAUCUUGCUUCGAGUGGAGUCGACGUUUACACAGCUUUAGCUGGAGCAACAGGUGCUCUUUAUGGGCCUCUGCAUGGUGGUGCUAAUGAGGCUGUGCUAAAGAUGCUGGCAGAAAUAGGCACUGUCGAGAACAUUCCUGAUUUUCUUGAGGGUGUAAAGAACAGGAAAAGGAAAAUGUCAGGUUUUGGUCACCGCGUUUACAAGAAUUAUGACCCUCGUGCCAAGGUGGUUCGGACAUUAGCAGAUGAAGUUUUCAAGAUUGUUGGCCGCGACCCACUUAUUGAGGUGGCAGUUGCUUUGGAGAAGGCUGCUCUUGCUGAUGAGUACUUUGUAAAGAGGAAACUGUACCCAAACGUUGACUUCUACUCUGGUGUUAUUUAUAGGGCACUCGGAUUCCCAACCGAGUUUUUCCCUGUACUUUUUGCGAUUCCCCGCAUGGCUGGAUAUCUUGCUCACUGGAAGGAAUCCCUCGAUGACCCUGACACCAAAAUUAUGCGUCCUCAGCAGUGGUACCAAGGAGAGUGGUUGCGCCAUUACACUCCUACCAACAACCGCACCAUGGCUGAAACCACCGAGAAACUGAGCAAAAUUUCAGUUUCAAACGCAACCAAGCGCAGAAUGGCGGGAGAAGUAUGAGGACGAAGCAUCCCUUAACGUUUCUUUUUUCUUUCAUCUUUUUGGAAGAGGCAUUGUGUUGAGUAGGGCCCAGGGGACCGAUGUUCAUUCUCCCUAGUUGCGAUUUACAGAAGUUCGAUCCAAUGCAGAGUACUUCAUGGAACACCCUCAUAAUCGGUUCUAGAGGGUUAUCAUAUUGUUAUUGGGGAAGCGAUGAAGUCUCAGUUGCAGGCUUGCUCAUGCUUCACAAAUAAUGUGCUAUACCAACAUUUUUUUGCAUUGAUUUCUCUAAAUCGUUGAUCUUAAGUAAUAAAGAGGCUGUUCUGGAGAGAA
Messenger RNA from Physcomitrium patens, 2014 nucleotides. Its product is annotated as citrate synthase 3, peroxisomal. Gene Ontology annotation, biological process: carbohydrate metabolic process; tricarboxylic acid cycle. The record is from RefSeq and is a predicted model, not a curated record. Gene Ontology annotation, cellular component: mitochondrial matrix. Lineage: Eukaryota; Viridiplantae; Streptophyta; Bryopsida; Funariales; Funariaceae.